Molecule: messenger RNA, 594 nt
Organism: Phaeoacremonium minimum UCRPA7
Lineage: Eukaryota; Fungi; Ascomycota; Sordariomycetes; Togniniales; Togniniaceae
Exons: 2
Coding region: 1-594 (197 amino acids)
Source: RefSeq, a predicted model, not a curated record
AUGGCCGAGGUCCUCGGUGCAAUCGCAAGCGGUAUUGCAAUCGGUCAAGUUGCCACUACCACAGGUAUCGCUAUUCUGCGGCUAAGGCGACUCCUGGACGAAGUUCGAGAUGUUCCCCGGAGCGUCGAGGACUUGAUGGAGCAGAUUGAGUGUUUUGAUCCGGCGCUUUGGGAACUCGAGCAGAACAUGAGCACGAACGAGAUCCCCUCGGACUUAUGGAAAAGCUCUGCAGCGACGAAAAGUGCGCUUUACUGUCGCAAGGCUCUCAAGCAGUUGACAGAUAUGGCGGAUGAGCUAUCGGCUCAAAUUAACUCCACCAAGCGUGUGCAAAGGACUGUCGCCCGUGUCAAGGCUGUGCUAAAGAGAGGUGUAAUGAGUGACUUGGAGAGACGGCUGGAGACAGCUAUCCGAAUGUUGCAGUGUGCACAGCAAGGCUAUACAAUGAAGCAGCAUUUGGCGGAGCCCCUGGAACCUUUGAACUACUCAUUCACUUGGGAAGCAAAGCGGAUGGGGAUGAAAGGAACCAUAAUGGAGCGUAAGAAGCCCUUGAGGUAUCACCUCAUCAUAUCGUUCAACGUCGCUAAUAUACCAUAA